Messenger RNA from Lecanosticta acicola, 4530 nucleotides. Lineage: Eukaryota; Fungi; Ascomycota; Dothideomycetes; Mycosphaerellales; Mycosphaerellaceae. The record is from the annotation of a GenBank genome assembly.
AUGGCCACUCAAGGUACACCCGCAGGCGCAGGACUUGUGUUGACCAAGAGCGACGUCAACUGGCGGGAUGCAUUGGGAUUGACUCUACUACACCAUGCUGCUUCAUCGACUGCCGAUACCGCCAUCGGUUUCGCAAAUGCGCUCAUUGAUAAUCCGCUCGUAGACCUUUACGUCCAAGAUCUGGAGAAUGGCUGGACCGCACUGCACCGAGCCUUUUACUUUGGCAAUAUCACUAUUGCUCGUUUGAUCUUGGAGCGCGACGCGAACUUUGCCUUGGGCAAGAUUACUGGCGCAGCGCAUCCGACGCAAUCUCUGAUCAAGGUGAAGGACAGGGAAGGGCUCGGGCCUCUUGAUCUAUAUGCCGCGACUAUCAAGGAUCGUACGCUGCGGCCGGAUAUUUCGAGUCGCUCAAGAACCGGCUCUGUUGGCAGCGAUGAGGAUCGAGCUACAUUUGACCAGGCCGAUAAUGACGAAAGCACGCUCGUUCAGAUCCCAUUCCUCAAUGUUCGUGGUGAUCAGCUCUUUCAUUUCGGAAGCAAUAGAAACUUUUCCUUGGGAUUUGGAGACCAGGAUGAUCGCCAAUUUCCUGAGCGCAUUACCCUGCGACGACCAGAGCAUCUGCUACGGCGAUUCUACGACGAGCAUCUAGACCAAUACGAGAGGAAGUGGUCUUCCCACGAUCCUUCCUACCAGUCAAAGAUAGCUGAAGUGUCCUCUCUGUGGGUUGAAGACCUUCCAUGGAUCCCUAAAUCCCGCUCGUUGGAUAUUCAGGACGUACAGAUGUCGAAACUCCACACGGCCGUGCUUACUGCAGAUCCCGAGUCCAACCUUUACAUGUGUGGUCAUGGUCAGGGUGGGCGAUUGGGUAUUGGUGAUGAGCGUACGCGCUUUCACUUUGUCUGCAUCGAGGGCGGAGCACUAGCUGGUAAACGUGUGGCCACUGUAGCUCUCGGCCUAAAUCACACAUUGGCCCUUUCUGCCGAAGGCGAGAUAUUUUCCUGGGGCAACAAUGGCUAUGGGCAGCUUGGAUACAGUCUGCCUAGGAUAAGUAACGACGAGGACCCGAUCAGCACCAUCCCGCGUCAAAUAUUUGGCCCCCUCAAGCGAGAGACUGUGAUAGGUAUUGCCGCGUCACGAAUACACUCAGUUGCACACUCCAGCAACUCGCUCUACGUAAUGGGAAAGAACGAAGGACAACUGGGAAUCAUCGAUUCCGACGCCCGAUCUUUGGAGAUGCAAGUUACACCACGGAAAGUCGCUGCGUCGCUCUUCACCUCCUCGAUCGCGUCCGUAACAGCUAUUGAUCGGGCCACAGUCUGUCUUUUAGAGAACCAUGAGGUUUGGGUGUUCGCUAAUUACGGCUAUGCCAAAGUGCAAUUCCCGCUGGAGGGCUUCACGAACUACUUCCUCAAACAGAGCUUCCUAGUCACGACAUACGAUUCCGCGCCAAACCGCAUCAAAAAAGUCACCGCAGAGGGCGACACAAUAUGUGCGCUGUCGACUCGGGGUGAAAUUUAUACUGUCUCCAUCAACCAGCGUCCCGAGAACCAAUCAAGCGUAUCAACUACCAACCCAUCCAAGAUUCGCAGCGCGAUCACCCAGCCACAUCGCAUCUGGUCGCCGAAGAAGAGCAACAUGGCUGCUCGUGACGUGGGCGUUGACGUUGAUGGAAGUAUCAUCCUGACGACCGACGAAGGCAGUGUAUGGAAACGAACGAAGCGUGCAACUAUCAAAGACGCAUCCGCAGCUGGUACGUCGGAGUACAAGCCGAAGGACUACAAGUUCUCUCGCAUUCCCGGAUUGACCCGAGCCAUGGCUGUGAGAUCAUCUGGUCAUGGAGCGUACGCUGCAAUCAGGCACGACUGCGAUGUUCUGAAGAAACAGGUCGUGGUAGAAGAUCCAACCCUCUGGAAGGACCUAUUUCCUCUGCUAUCGCCUGGCCGACUCAUUGACGGGCGCAGAGAGGACGCCAAUGACGAUAACCGCCACCGCUUCUGGCAAGGCACUCAAAGACCGAGUGAAGUUUCACUCCUAAAGAAAGCCAUCAUUGGCAGCGCCGAUAUUGACGCAGACUUGCAAAAGCUGUUCGAGCACAGCUCUAUCAACUCGCAGUCCACAUGCGAUGCUCUGCUCGCAACGACGUCUUCGGAAGUCAGAAUACCUGUGCAUCGUUUCAUAUUGACUGCAAGAAGCAGAGUACUCAGACGAGGUUUCCGUGAUCUGUGCGAAACCAGCACGUUCACGAUUCCAGACUUGGCGCAAUCUCAACUUGAUGACGAGGGGCGUGCUAUCGUGACAUUCCAGGGUAUUGAUAUAUUGACAGUCCUCGACCUGGCGUUCUACCUUUAUGCGGACACGAUCGUGGACUUUUGGAAUUUCACAAGGACCGCCCCAAAGAUGGCCUACAGAUAUCGCCAGGUACGCACUGAGCUCAUGAAGAUUGCAACCAAACUCGAGCUUCCCAAACUCGAGCCGGCUGUCCGUCAAAUGGUAGAGCCUCGUCCGUGCCUUGACAUGGACUUGGAGGUUGCAUUCAACGACUCGGCUUUCUUCUAUGAUGGCGAUAUCACUAUCGACUUGGAAGACGACGAGGUUCGAGCCCAUAGCGCCCUGUUGUGUGCUAGAUGCCCGUUUUUUGAAGGCAUGUUCAUGGGCCGUGCAGGUGGUCGAUGGCUUGCCGGACGAGGCGAUGAGGAAGAGGUCACUGUGGAUCUAAAGCACAUCAGCUCCAAGACGUUCAACAUAGUGCUUCGUCACAUCUACUGUGACACUGGAGCUGAGCUCUUCGAUGAAAUUGUCAGCGUCGAUGUUGAUGACUUCCUGGAUGCGAUCGUGGACGUACUCUCUGCAGCCAACGAACUCAUGCUGGAUCGGCUAUCGCAGAUGGCUCAAGCUACUGUUGGGCGCUUUGUAAAUGUCCGCAACGUGUGCGACUUGCUUAAUGCUAUCGCGCCCAGUUCGGUGCGCGAAUUCAAGGAUGCGGGUCUUGAAUACCUUUGCCUUAACCUCGAAGCAAUGCUGCAAGGACACUACUUGAAUGGCUUGGAUGAAGAUCUUCUGCUUGAAUUAGACGAGGUCGUCCGAGAUAACCAGCUUGCUUGCAUGCCGUUUGCUAAGAGCGGUAGAGCAGAGCGCUUACUUUUUGAACGGUAUCCUGACCUGGCGGUGGUUGUAGAUCGCAACAAGAAGGCCAAGAUCGACUCGAUUUCGUUGCGCUCGAAGUUCCAGGACAUGGCGACGUUCGCGCCAGGCUCGUUGGGAGAGGAUCCUGCUUCCUCCCCCAUCCAGCAAAAGGCGCGGCGCAGGUCUUCGACUGUCGUAAAGUUCGACACCGACAGAUCCACGCCCAAGGCGAAGGCGCCUUCCAAAGAUAUGAUGUUCCACAUGGACGAGGAAUUCGAGGCAAAGACGUUCUCACCUCGAGAAUCUCCGGCCAUCAGACCUAUGUCCAGUCCUCGCGGUCUUGAUCCAAUGCCUCAGGGUACCCCUGAAGACGUUUGGUUUGAUUCCCGAGGCAAAGUCGUACCUUCGCCAAAGCUUGCACCUCAACCCUCGACUUCAGGCGGCGUUACUCCCAGAACGCCAGUUUCUCCUCAGAUGGCAGGAAAGACACCGCCCAAUCAAGGUGGUCCAUGGAGUCUGACACCGUUGUCAUCCCGAUCAGGCAUGAAAGAUAUCAUGGCCCAAGCGGCAUCCAAACGGACCUCCUCUCUGUCUCAAGGUCUUGCCGCAGCUGCGGCUGCGUCCAAGGGCUCGGUGGACGUACCGGCUCCAUUCAGUCUUCCUGGUCCAAAGAUGUCGCAGAAAGAUCGGAAGCGUAUGCAGCAGAUCCAGCAAAACGCAAGCCCAAGUCUGUCGCCUCAGCUCACUGCUCAGCCAGAGUCCAAGCCAUUCUCAUGGCAGACCGUCACUGCACAGAAGAGGCCAGGCUUGAAAGAAGUCCAAGAAAGCGAGCUUUCGGCAGCAAACGCCAGUGGAUCCUCCUCUAGAUCUUCAAGCACACCACAGCUCACAAUGCGGCAGACUGUGGCCAAUCAAAAGCCUUCUCCUGUUCAGAAGCCCGUCACUGGACCUGGUAAGCCUGGAGCUCAGCAGCGAAGUGUUUCGGAUGCAAAGCACCCAGGAACAGACCACAGAAAGAACAGCUGCAAUCCAACAGCCGGUGAAGCUGCCAACUUCACCCACAGCAAACCGAUUCCACAGUCCAUUCGUCACCAACCAGUGGUAGAGCCAGUGUGGGGCUUGAGCAUGUCUGAGAUUGUCGCACAGCAACAACUGGAGAAAGACAUCAUCAAGGAAGCUGCCGCAAAGCGCGACCUGCAGGACAUUCAGGCAGAGCAAGAGUUCCAGGAGUGGUGGGACAAGGAGAGCGCACGGGUGCAGGCCGAGGAGGGCGGCUCCACGGCCCCCACUAGCAAGGCUAAGAAGCACAGAGGAGGGCGCGGUGGCAGAGGCGGUCGAGGCGGCGGCAAAGCAGGCAAGGGACGAGGUGAUGCUGCGAAUGCGAGUGCAACGCCGUCGACCAAAUGA